CUUAAUUGAAUUUUAAUUGAACUUAGUUUUUCUAAUAUUUUCUCCUGUGUUAUGCUGCUUUUUCUGAUAUGUCUUGGCCUGACCUACUCAUCACCACUCGUUCAAAAGACAUAUUUGGUGGAGACAUUUAGUGGUGCUAGCUAUCUAGUGACACAGAAUAUUCCAGCUUUAGUUCCCUCUGUUCCACAUCUCAAUACUCCAGCUGUAGUUUCUUCUAUUCCAGAGCUUAAGACUCCAGCUGUAGUUCCUUCAAUUCCAGAGCUCAAUAUUCCAGCUGUAGUUCGUUCUAGUCCAGAGCGCAAUAUUCCAGCUGUAGUUCGUUCUAGUUCAGAGCUCAAUAUUCCAGCUGUUCGUUCUAGUCCAGAGCUCAAUAUUCCAGCUGUAGUUCGUUCUAGUCCAGAGCGCAAUAUUCCAGCUGUAGUUCGUUCUAGUCCAGAGCUCAAUAUUCCAGCUGUAGUUCGUUCUAGUUCAGAGCUCAAUAUCCCAGCUGCUGUUUCUUCUAGUUCAGAAUUUAAGAAGGUUGGAGAAACAGGAAAUGAUUACAAAAUUGAUUGUCAAAAGUUAAAAUGUAUUUGUAAUAAUAGAAGGACAAAAAGACAGGUGGAAGCUUGUUGCAAUUGCAAUUCAAGAAAAGGAGUAAUUGGGAAAAAAGGGUAUGGUGAUAAAAAUAAAACUAAUAAGAAAGAUUUGAGCAUUGGAAAUUCAGAUCUCUAUAGUGGAGAGUUUAACUAUAGUUUAGAAGGAAAGACUCAAUUCCACUGGCCAAACAGAAACGGAGGUUUAACCGCAAACUCGAAAAUUCCUGAAAACUCAGAAAAGCCUAAAAACUCGGAAAAGCCUAAAAACUCGGAAAAGCCUAAAAACUCGGAAAAGCCUAAAAACUCGGAAAAGCCCGGAAAUGUGAAUAAAGGAACAGAUUACCAAGAUGAUAAUCAAGAAAAGCCUAAAAACUCGGAAAAGCCUAAAAACUCGGAAAAUCUCGGAAAUGUGGAUAAAGGAACAGAUAACCAAGAUGAUAAUCAAGAAAAGCCUAAAAACUCGGAAAAGCCUAAAAACUCGGAAAAUCCCGGAAUUGUGGAUAAAGGAACAGAUAACCAAGAUGAUAAUGAAGAUUAUGAAAUAGAAUAUCUAGAGAUUGAAUAUUUAUAAAAUAUAAAAUAGCAAAAAAGUA
This is a messenger RNA of Eurytemora carolleeae, 1171 nucleotides long. RefSeq names its product neurofilament heavy polypeptide. Bases 52 to 1149 code for a protein of 365 amino acids. The transcript has 8 exons. The record is from RefSeq and is a predicted model, not a curated record. Lineage: Eukaryota; Metazoa; Arthropoda; Copepoda; Calanoida; Temoridae.